Cuscuta epithymum is the source of this 536-nucleotide messenger RNA. NCBI's taxonomy places the organism in Eukaryota, Viridiplantae, Streptophyta, Magnoliopsida, Solanales, Convolvulaceae. The record is from the annotation of a GenBank genome assembly.
AGAUUCAAAUGAUGUUCCCUUCAGUGCAUCUGAAGCCGUUUCUGAAUCAUUUGAUGUCAAUAAAAUGCAUGUUUUUCCGGGAUCCACUAUGUACUGCACACCGGAUUGUGACCCUGCUUUUAAACCGUGUGUUGGUAAAAGUAGUCAAAAAAGGGCUCGUGAUGGCACUAUUGUUUGGAAACAUAUGGUAUGUAAUAGGCAGGGCUUCAAAAAUGUAUCUAAAUUGAAGACGGUUGCACCUAACAGUGAAUCCUGCAAGAAUGUUGAUUUAGAUAAUCAGUUUAGUGGUGAAAAUGAAGAGUUCACUACUUAAAAUGAGUCAUGUGAAUCUGAAAAUGAAGACCAAACUCACGUUGAAGAUUUACCAACUCCGGGCGUAUGCGUUGAUGACGAGGAGAAAAAAAGACGUACAGUUUCUAAUAGGUGUGAUUGCAAAGCACGUGCGGUUUUUAGGCUUGCAGGCAUGGAUGGAUAUAAAAUUACAUUCUUAAGGAGAGGCACAAUCAUUGUAUGUCUUCUCCCUCUUCUAUGCCGUU